UCCUUCCUUCCCUACUUAUACCCUCACAUUCUCUCUAUAUUCCAUACACAAACACAACACACUCAACCUACGAAAACCAAACAAACAAACAAACAAACAAACCUUGACACAGAAACUAUGGGUUCACUCCCUCAAAUAGUAGAGGAUUGCAUGGGAGUUCUCCAACUUUUCAGCGACGGCACCGUUUUCCGUUCUGAAAACAUUAACUUCAAAGACCCUGUUGUCCACGACAACUCUGUCCUCUUCAAAGACUGUCUCUUUGACGAAAAACUAAACCUCCAUUUGCGUAUGUACAAGCCCACCUCAACAAAAAUCAAUGGUAGUAUUAACACUAAUAAGCUCCCCAUCAUUGUGUUCAUCCAUGGUGGUGGCUUCUGUGUUGGCUCACGCACGUGGCCCAGCUCUCACAACUGCUGCGUCCGCCUUGCUUCCGGCCUUGACGCGCUCGUCGUGGCGAUUGACUAUCGCUUGGCGCCCGAGCAUAGGCUUCCGGCUGCUAUGGACGAUGCAGUGAGUGCAGUGAAGUGGUUACAGUGGCGGAGCCAGAAUUUGAGCGAUGGUGGUGAUGAAUGGUGGAGUGGUACGUUUGACUUUGACCGGGUUUUCAUAGUGGGAGACUCGUCAGGUGGGAAUAUUGCCCAUCAUUUGGCGGUCAGGUUCGGGUCGGGUGAACUGGAUCCGGUGGGAAUACGGGUACGAGGUUUUGUGUUGCUGGCGCCGUUUUUUGGUGGAGAGGUUCGGACAAAGUCAGAGGAGGGGCCAUCUGAAGAAUUGUUGACCUUGGAGAUACUUGACAGGUUUUGGAGGCUGUCGCUACCAGCAGGUGAAAAUAGAGACCAUCCAUUUGCGAACCCAUUUGGACCUGCGAGCCCGAGGCUUGAAUCCCUGGCACUUGACCCUAUUUUAGUAGUUGUAGGGGGCAGUGAAUUGUUGAAAGAUAGAGCCGAGGACUAUGCCAAGAGGUUAAAAGAACUCGGAAAGAAAAUUGAAUAUGUAGAGUUUGAGGGAAAGCAACAUGGUUUCUUCACUCAUGAUCCGUUCUCAGAAGUCGCAAAUGAAGCCAUUCAAAUUAUUAGACGAUUCAUGCUUGAAAAUUCUAACUAGGAGAGUUAGAAUCAUGUCAAUUCAGACUCUUAUAAUAUUUAGUGAAAUGUGUAAGUAUAAUGUGUCAGUGUGGGUAUGGAGUGAGUUUCUUCUUGUGUUUGUAAGCCAUUGUAAACCUUCUUUGAUAUCUUAAGAGAUGGGGCCUAGUAUGAACUUUCGGUCUUAUCUAUACCACGCCCACCUCAUCCAACCUCAUCACGUGUGGGUCUAGAUCAGUUUUACCUUGAGAUAUUUUGAGCUAUUAAAAGUUAUUUGUGACCAUUGGAUCAGCCCGUAAUUUAGCUUCCUUUGUAAACUAAAUUAUUAUGUUGUUGUUGCUCUCUCUCUAGAACAAUAACAAUGUUAUUUUCUUCUCCUGAAA
Messenger RNA from Quercus robur (English oak), 1465 nucleotides. Its product is annotated as probable carboxylesterase 15. The coding region runs from base 118 to 1104 and encodes 328 amino acids. The transcript is spliced from 2 exons. Gene Ontology annotation, molecular function: hydrolase activity. NCBI's taxonomy places the organism in Eukaryota, Viridiplantae, Streptophyta, Magnoliopsida, Fagales, Fagaceae. The record is from RefSeq and is a predicted model, not a curated record.